Messenger RNA from Clonostachys byssicola, 648 nucleotides. Lineage: Eukaryota; Fungi; Ascomycota; Sordariomycetes; Hypocreales; Bionectriaceae. The record is from the annotation of a GenBank genome assembly.
AUGGAAGCCACUUCCACGAUCGCCUGGGUCUUCGGCGUGCCGAACAGUCUACUUGACAAUUAUUCCGGAGCCCAGUAUUACCCGAAUGCUGCGGCGUCUACGAGAAUUCCAGGAGAAGCUGGGUACAAAAUCGGUCACAGCACUAUCUGGCAGGAUGCCCUCACGACUUUGCCCCUAUCUAGCUUUGCUGAAGAGGCCAAGGAGGUCUCCAAGGAUCCCACAGCGCGACUUUAUGGCGACUGUGACCUCGGUGGUUCGGACAAUGGCCUUCUUCCCACCCUCCUCGUGCAGGAUAGUCUCUUGGCUCCCCGUCCUCUCUGGAGAGCCGUUACCCUUCUGCGUGUCAUACGGACCAGCCCGGUACUGAGACCGCAGCUCAAACUCCGUGCCGUCCGUCCUGCUAGUCUGUUUGGUGUACCCCUUCGAGCCGGUUCCACCGAUGGUGUACAGCCCCGUUGCCCGGCCACUUCGCUGGUUUUGGUAUCCGCCGGAGCCAGUGUAGCCGUAUCGGGGCGUGAGGCUUGUAAGUUGCAAGAUGUUCCUGACCAAGGGCUUCAGCGAUGGACCGCAUGCGGCAAUGAUACCGAGGUUGAGCUGGAGACUGGAAAGAAGUCAGUAUGGCAGCUCGGUCUUCUAGAGAACAGGUAA